Molecule: messenger RNA, 2356 nt
Organism: Oxyura jamaicensis (ruddy duck)
Lineage: Eukaryota; Metazoa; Chordata; Aves; Anseriformes; Anatidae
Gene: DNAJC5
Product: DnaJ heat shock protein family (Hsp40) member C5
Exons: 6
Coding region: 160-756 (198 amino acids)
Biological process (GO): regulation of synaptic vesicle cycle
Cellular component (GO): presynapse; intracellular membrane-bounded organelle; membrane
Source: RefSeq, a predicted model, not a curated record
ACUGGCUGUGUGACCGCCUGCGCUGCAGGACACAGAGGGGUCGUGGCAAAGUCUGGGUGGAGGAGAUUCAGUUCUAGAGGCGCCUGCGAGCAGUUACCGCUUACCUCAGAAUAGCCGAACGGGAUUCCAGGGACCACUUCUCUGUUCAGGUUAGUGAAGAUGGCAGACCAGAGGCAACGUUCGCUGUCUACCUCUGGAGAAUCGUUAUACCAUGUGCUAGGACUGGACAAGAAUGCUACUUCUGAUGAUAUCAAAAAGUCAUACAGAAAACUUGCGUUGAAAUAUCAUCCUGAUAAAAACCCCGAUAAUCCAGAGGCAGCAGAAAAGUUUAAAGAGAUCAAUAAUGCGCAUGCGAUACUGACCGACGCGACGAAGCGAAACAUUUAUGAUAAGUACGGUUCUCUGGGCCUGUACGUAGCAGAGCAGUUUGGCGAAGAAAAUGUGAACACGUAUUUCGUCCUCUCCAGCUGGUGGGCAAAGGCCCUGUUUGUGUUCUGUGGGCUCAUCACAGGCUGCUAUUGCUGUUGCUGUCUGUGCUGCUGCUGUAAUUGCUGCUGUGGGAAGUGUAAACCUAAACCUCCCGAAGGCGAAGAACAGGAAUACUACGUCUCUCCAGAGGACUUGGAGGCACAGUUGCAGUCAGAUGAAAGGGAGGCCUCAGACGCACCUAUCGUGAUACAGCCAGCAUCAGCCACAGAGACGACCCAGCUCACAGCUGACUCUCACCCCAGCUACCACACUGAUGGAUUUAAUUAAGUUAAGGAAACACUGUCGUUAGAGUGGAUAAAAAAAUUACAUGGCCAACUCAACACUAGAAUCAUGAACAUUAGAAGUAGAGAAUGGGGAGGGGGAAAAAAUUCUGCCAGAGUAAGAAGGCAGCUUUCCAACCUGCCGAGAAUAUUUUGUAAUCCCUUCAGCCUUUUGUCACCUUUCAGUGUCGUAUCUUGAUGAUACGUGAAGUGCUGUAGCAUGCAGUAUUUAAAGCAGUUUAGCUACGGUUUUAUGUUUUCUUUCUCUUUUUUUUUUUUUAUAGCAUGUAUGGAGUUAUGUUAAAUGUCUGUGGUGUAAAUGUAUUGAGUUGUCACAGUAUGUGUGAGGGAGACAUUCUGCAUUUUAAGCAGUCGUACUGGCCUAAAAAUGAGAUUUAAAAAGAAAAAAAGUUUCAUAGAAGCCACCAUUUUUUCAUACAGCCAAGCUGUCAAAGACCUUUAAAAGUUCAUGAUUUUCAUUUGGGUGCAGCAAGCCAAUUCUCCUCUUCCUGCGUUGUUGUCUAAGCAAGUUUACAAAGCCAAGAACCAAAAAACCGCCAGUCCUGCAGAGCUGGAAUUCUCGUUAAUGCUGGUUUUCAGCUUAAAUAAAUCUACCUUGAAAAAUGAAAAGGGAGAGUUUCCAGUCUUUGAGCAGCUAAAUUGGUGAACACCUCCUUAUGCGUCAGGGUUAUCCUCAGUGUCAGCGGAACCACGAGCUGUAGUUUGUCACAAAAGCGACUGUGGACGGGUUUCUGUGGUGGUGGCGGUGCGAUUUGAACUGCAAGCACAAUUCUGUUUGGGUUUGACUGAAAUGCUGGAGACCAAAUAGUGCAGCUGCUCUGAAUGCAUGAGAAUCUUAAAGUGAACCUGGUUCAUUGGCGUGCGCCGAGCAAGUGGAUAAAAUCCAGACGGCAGGCGACAGCGUCAAUGCUAAAAAAAGAAAUUAAUAAUUGGCUUUUAAAUUUUUCUCCAAUAUUCGGGGAUGCUACUAGACAAAUGGGGUAUUAGGUCUUUUUAAAAGCUUUUUAUAAUCCAUUAGCCCUUUAAUUUUCUCAUGAGCAUCUUUGUGGAGCACUUCAACGGCUUUUGAAGAACAAUCCACCUUUCUUGGUGUUUGUAUUGUAUCGUUUGCACGUUGUCUCGCGUUUAGACUUGUUUACACCAUUGUUUUUCUUUUCCUCGGAACAACGGUGGGGAAACCAUUGAGAGGUUUCCUGUACUGCUUUGAAGCCAAUUAUGUUUGAAUUCUUCUCUUGAAACUGUGCUUGACUGAGAUUUGUUGAACUGUUAGGGAGGGGCUUUGGCUGCCGGGUCGCUGCUGCGUUUUGUUGUUGAUUCUCUUGGUUUAGGUGAUACAGAGCCGGGAUCUAGAGCAGCUACCGGUAAGCCUCCGUGUGGCGCUUCUAGCAGUUAAUUACAGCCUCGUUAAUUCUGCUCUUCGUGGUUUUAUAUCACAACGCCUCUCCUGUCCUUUGUACCCCCCCUCUCCCCUUUCAUUUUUCCCCUGUUUCUGUCCGGAGGCUAUUUUCAGCCUCCCGUCCGGGGUUUGCUUUGAAGGCCUCUCAUGCUGCUCUACGAGGUCCAGGCGUUACGAACGGCGUAAAAAA